CGUUAUUUACUUAUCUCCAUGACUUAAAUCUUAAAAAAAAAAAAAAAAUCUUCACAGACUGAGGAAGUACAGCUAUACAGUUUGUUCCUUUCGGGUGCGUGAACCUCUGCUUGUCGAAGGUCACGCACAGGAGCCUAUAUAAAGCGGCUUCCACAAGCAGUGAGCAGACACAGCGUCCUCAGUGAGCCAAGUAGAGGUCCAGCCAUGAAGCUUGCGGCAAUCGCAUUAGUGUGUUUGGCAGCGGCCGUGGUUAUGCACGCCGAUCCCGAACCACACAAGUAUCACUACUACCCUUACCACUACUACCACCACUACCCUUACCAUAACUACUAUUCUCGGCAUCACUAUGUCAAGCUUCCAAGUGGCAGCACCUCCUCCGUCAGUACUCAAGUCCAUGGUGUCACUAAACGCUCAGCUGACCCCAUGCCGGAACCCAAUCCGGAACCAACAGCUGACCCUGAUCCAUCCAAUAGUUAUAGUUACCAGGUAGUCAACCAUGGUCAUCCCCAUUAUGGAUACCAUCAUGGAUAUCGCUACCCUUACAAUACCUACCGCUACAACCACUACUAUGGUUAUCCUCACCGAUACCACAGCCACCACAAGAGAUCAGUUGAAUCAGAAACCGAACCUGAACCUCAAUACAGCUAUCACGGUCGCCCUCACUACUACAACAGAUAUUAUCACGGUUACCCCCACUACUAUCCUUACUAUGCCGGUCACCGCUACCACAACUGGUGAUAGGGAAAAAAUAUUGACUGCGGCCUGCCUUGUGGCGAUGGUUCUUUGCUAGUUGUAUCUGAUAGUCUGGUUUGCUCACACCGGUUUUUCAGACACAAUUAGUGCAGUAAUCAGUGUUAGGGACCACAGAAAACUAAUGAACUAUCUUUGAAUAUCGGAAUUGUAGAUUCUUGUGUAAAGAAUAAAGACUACAGUAAUUUAA
This is a messenger RNA of Penaeus monodon (black tiger shrimp), 940 nucleotides long. RefSeq lists its product as uncharacterized. NCBI's taxonomy places the organism in Eukaryota, Metazoa, Arthropoda, Malacostraca, Decapoda, Penaeidae. The record is from RefSeq and is a predicted model, not a curated record. The transcript is spliced from 2 exons. The coding region runs from base 205 to 738 and encodes 177 amino acids.